Molecule: messenger RNA, 2133 nt
Organism: Symbiodinium sp. CCMP2592
Lineage: Eukaryota; Dinophyceae; Suessiales; Symbiodiniaceae
Source: the annotation of a GenBank genome assembly
AUGCCAGAGGAUGGGCCUCCCAGCAGCGCAGCCGGCGAGGCUGCAGGACUUGGCGAAGACAACAGCCAGGUGGAGGCCUUCAGCAAGUUCCUCGCGGAGGUGCAGACCAAGAUGGACCGGCACCAGCGCGAGUUGCUGCAGCGGCUGAACUUCCAAGAUGAGGUGCUGUCCCUUCUGCUGGUGGCGAAACCUGAGCAGAGGGCAAUGGCGGAGACGGAGAUCUACUAUCAGGAGCAGAGGCAGCCUCCAGAACCGGAGAGCCUGCCCGUGGAUCCUCCGAAGUAUGGCUCCAAGGUAGCGUCACGGCAAGAGUCCUUGGAUGCAGCAGUGCUCGAAGCACCACCCGCAGCCGUGGUGGAGGACAUGAACCUCGACCUGAUCGAAACGCCGCAUUCCCGACAGGUAAGUCGAGACAGCGGGAUUCGCAAGGAAGCGGCGAUGAUCGACGUGCAGCAACAGCUUGACAGAGUUGGUGCAUCCAAGCCAAGGCUUUUCCGCACGCAAAGUGAGAAGGAGGAGGCCAUGAAGCGUGCUGCUUCAGCACGGGAAGGGACGCUGGAAAUCGACCUCGAAGGGGCGCCCGAGGACGAGGCCAAUGACUCCGAUAUCUGUCCUUCGCAAACCCGGCGGAGUAUCCGGAAUGCCUCUCCUCUAAACUGGGAAGAGAUGAGCUGGAGAGAAAAGAUGCAGCGCGUGGUUCAGUCGAUGCCCUUCGAAGUCUUUUUCUCGGUCUGCAUCGUGGCGAAUGCGGUGGAGCUGGGCGUCGAUGUGCAGAUGUUCGCACACAACCCAGGUCACUCCGCGAUCGAGAUGGAGGUCAUUGGCUACAUCUUCACAGCGCUGUUUUCGGUGGAGCUUUUCCUGAGAAUGGCCGCUUAUGGCAAGCAGUUCUUCCUAGACAAGAACCUGGCUUGGAACAUCAUGGAUCUUAUCAUUGUCGGCAGCGCUUUCGUAGAAAUUAUCGUGCAGAUGUCUCUGAGCAUCCUCAACCAGGACACUCCGCCCGGGGUGUCUACGUUGACGAACAUGCGUGUGCUGCGGAUCAUCAGAAUCACAAGACUGGUUCGAUUGACGCGCAUCGCGCGAAUCACCCGCUUCAUCAAGGCGCUGCGGACAUUGGUGAGUUCGAUCGUCUUUACGCUCAAAUCUCUGGUUUGGGCAUUGGUGCUACUGUCGUUGAUCAUCUAUGGGUUUGGCAUUGUCUUCACGCAAGCAUCAACCCUCUACCUCAUGGAUUAUCACCUUGGCGACGGUGCUUUGGACGACUCGGAUCCGAUCCUGGUUGCCAUCAAUGAGUACUGGAAAGAUCUCCCUGCCUCCAUGCUCACGUUGUUUAUGGCAAUAUGCGGCGGCGUCAGUUGGGAGAAUGCAUUGAGACCGAUGAGUGUUGUCUCGGAGUGGUGUGCUUUCCUCUUCCUGUUCUAUAUAAGUUUUUGUUAUUUCGCUGUGCUAAAUGUGGUGACAGGCGUUUUUUGCCAAAGUGCUAUAGAGAGCGCCCAAAGCGACCAUGAGAUGAUCAUGCAGAACAUCAUUCACAACAAGGAAGCUCACAUACGGAAGGUAAGAUCCCUCUUCUCCAAUCUGGAUGCCGAUGAGUCGGGUUACAUCAGCUUGGUGGAGUUGGAGGAGAACAUGCACAAGAAGUCGGUCCAGACCUACUUCGAGGCCUUGGAGUUGGACGUGUCUGACGCGUGGACCUUCUUCAAGUUGCUUGACACUGAUGGUGGCGCUGCCAUAGAGAUUGAGGAGUUCCUGUUGGGAUGCCUCCGACUGCGGGGCCCUGCAAGAGCACUCGACCUGGCGAAGAUGCAGCAUGAUCAUCAAUGGCUGUCCAAGACCAUCGGUGCCUUCAUGGCCCACGUGGAGGUGUCACUGCGAAAGCUUGAAGCAGGGCUGCUCAAGCUGUGCGAACUGCAGUUCGACUCCCAAUUCGACGGGUCGAGUCAAGUACCCUCUGUGCCGUCCCGGGCAAAGUCACAGGGCUCCCACAAGCCGCUGGGUGUGCCUCCGCUUGUCAUCCACAAGGCUCAUGAAACAGAGCAGCUGCAUUCGCCAGCAUUCGCGGAUGCUGCUGUACCAGCUGCACCACAGGCACAUCGACACCACUCAAUCUGUGCACAUUGUCGAAGAUAG